Molecule: messenger RNA, 591 nt
Organism: Olea europaea var. sylvestris
Lineage: Eukaryota; Viridiplantae; Streptophyta; Magnoliopsida; Lamiales; Oleaceae
Exons: 2
Coding region: 26-454 (142 amino acids)
Molecular function (GO): zinc ion binding; nucleic acid binding
Source: RefSeq, a predicted model, not a curated record
GAAAGGAAACAUUCGGGAGUACAUUAUGGAAAUGUCUCACAUUGCUUCAAAACUAAAGGCACUCAAAUUGGAUUUAUUUGAAGACUUGUUAGUGUACUUGGUUCUGAUAUCCCUUCCGGCACAUUUCAGUCAAUUCAAGGUGAGCUAUAACUGUCAAAAGGAUUCAUGGUCCCUUAAUGAGCUCAUCUCACACUGUGUCCAGGAAGAGGAAAGACUGAAACAUGAAAAGACAGAAAGUGCUCAUUUAGCCACCACCUCUAAGGACAAAAGCAACAAGAAAAGGAAGGUUAAUAAGGAAGCUACAGGUACGGCACCGCAAAAGAAACAGCAUAAGGAACCAACUGAAGGCGGUUGUUUCUUCUGUGGAGCUGCAGGUCAUAAGAAGAAAAAUUGCACCAAUUACCACGCAUGGCGUGUAAAGAAAGGGUUGCCUGAGUUGCCGAAAAUCAAGUGAUGGUGAAAAAUACAUCUAUGCUGGCGACGGCAAUAGAAUGGAAGUAGAGGCAAUAGGAAAAUUUAGAUUAUUGUUAAAGGCUGGAUUUUAUUUGGAUCUUGUUGAGACAUUUAUUGUACCGUCUUUUAGACGGAAUU